AUGAAAUCACUACGCGAACAACUGUUGUGGUGUGUCCUGCCCACCUUCCUGCUGCUGCUCGUCUAUCAAUUAUUGCUUACACACGCCUACUUGCGCAGCGUACGCAUUGAGGAGAUACCUUUUGGUCGAGCCGAUGCCGGCGAGGAGCAACAACAAAAGGAUGCGCGUUUAUUUGGUCAAAGGACGAGCGGAGGGGGCGGCGGAAUUCAUGCAAUCUCUAGUCUGGAGCAGCGGCGUGGUUUCUUUCAUAUUUUCAAUAUACCGUAUAUAGUUUGUUUCUUUGCCGCCAAAGGCAAAUGGCCGUUCAUACCGAACUUCAUGCAGGGGCGUGUGGAUGCCACAGCUAGAACAUUCUUCAAACAAAAUGAUAGUGUCAUUAAGCAAUUUUGUCACAAGUGGAUACAGAUUAAGGAGUGUUUUAGACCGUUAUUCGCAACGGCAACCACCUUGAGUGACGUGGAAAUGCUGGGACCUGUGCGCUCCACGCCCUGUACUUGCGCAAAUACGAAUGAGCCGAUUGUCUAUUUCGAUAAGGAUCACAUUGGCAAUGUUAGUCGGGAUACGAUUUUAAGCACCAUUGAAUUUUUGGAGACUUUCCUCCCACCACCACAAACGCCACCCACAAAGAAGUCGAAGAAGAAAAUUCGUGUACGUAGUCGAGUGGAUGAAAUGGAUAUUGACUAG
Ceratitis capitata (Mediterranean fruit fly) is the source of this 684-nucleotide messenger RNA. RefSeq lists its product as uncharacterized. NCBI's taxonomy places the organism in Eukaryota, Metazoa, Arthropoda, Insecta, Diptera, Tephritidae. The transcript has 3 exons. The record is from RefSeq and is a predicted model, not a curated record. Bases 1 to 684 code for a protein of 227 amino acids.